CGGACCUUGUGGAGGAGAGAGUGUCCUUCAUGGCCACAGUGUGGCACAACAUGUUGCUACAUCGUCUCGAGCGCUUCGACUACUCAUGGGUGUACGAGUACGGGUCCCUGGACUUCAGUAUGGCCCAACCGGGUAUCAAACCACAGUGGCAGUCGCUCUACUACCCGCUCACCGACGUGGUGUGGGCGGCCGUCCUGCUGGCGCUGCUGCUCACCCCUGUGGUCCUGCUGCUGAUUAUUCGUGUGGGUGAGCAGAGGCAGAGUGCGAACACGAUACCAGCGGGCGUGGUGGUGCAGGACGUGGCAGGGAUGCUGGUAGGCCAGAACCUGCCACGACGGCUGCCCAGGACCAGCUCCAGCCGUAUAUUGGUAGCGACGUGGCUUUUCUUCGCCGUCAUCAUGGGAUCUGCCUACUGUGGCAAUCUUACCGCCUCUCUCACGCUGCCUAAGUUCCCACCCCGAGCAGAGACGGUCGAACAGCUAGUCACUACUGCAGAAAGGAUAACAAUGCCACCACCAGGAGGAGAGUUCAAGAAAUUUUUCCUCCAGUCAGAUUCACCGAUAUAUAAGAAACUAGGCGAACUGAUGUACGUCAUCCCGACAGUAGACAUCGGACAACAAGAGGCCAUUGAGAGGAAGCAAGCGCACUUGGAGAAUCGUCGCUACCAGCAGCUCAACAUAGCGAGGAAGUAUACCCAGGCUGACAGGACCGCCAUGUUGUAUAUUGGCCGUGAGAGUUUACUGACCGGUCAGGCUGGGUGGCCAAUCCCGCACGAUGCUCCCUACAGACCCGUCUUGGACCGCUCCCUCAUGGCUAUCAUUGAGGCUGGACUGUACGAGAAGUGGAACAGAGAUCUGUUGUUCCAAGCUCAACUGGAGGCCCACCAGAGGCUGCAGCAGGAGGGAGCUGAAGAGACAGACUCGGACAACAAGGACAGGUCUCUCACCAUCACACACCUGCAGGGGGCCUUCAUGCUCCUUCUUCUGGGUCUCUGCCUCGCUGGACUCACCUUUGUCGUGGAGUUUUUCUCUGUGUUAACCUCUCCCCCCCUUAAUAUAUAAACAGUACUAAUUUAACACUACUUUUUACCUAUACAGUAAUUCAAUAUUAGCAUUACUCUGCCUUACACCAGCUCCCGUAAAGUAUCACCAAGUAUAACUUGACCAAAACAUUAGUUUUCAUUAAUAUUUAUUAUUUUAAUGUAUUGCUAAUUCACCCCCAACUGGUUUUCCCAUGUAUUAGUCUAUUUAAUAACCAACGUCAACAUUAGUUUACCUUAACAUUAGGUCACCCAGCAUUGGUGUGCCAAAACUAUCGUUUACCCCAGUAUAUGCCAGCAACUGUUUCCCAUGGUGACCUAACCAUUACUUCACCUUCACAAAUCCUUCACUCCCUAACUUACUUGGCAUCUUUAUUUUUGUUCACAGUUAAGAAUUAUGAUCGACUAUAUAUAGCAAGGCAAUUUCUCCUCACUACAGCACACGCGGUCACUAUGAUAGUGUGCAGGACACGAAGGUUAAGUAAGACAUCCUGUUGGAGACAAGAGAUCACAAAGGUCAUAGCCUGAUGUUAAUAGGUUUCAUUUUGUUUUUGUCAAUCCAUAGUUGUUAUUAUGUUAUGUUCAGUGCAGCGGUCGUCCUCACCGGCCACAUGAACAACAAUUACUUCCUGCAUGUUUUUCAUAAUUUAAUUUUUCUAUUUACAGUAUCAUUUUUCCCACCUUAAAAGACAUGAAUGGUUUAUUUACUGUAAUUUCAUAGGAUAAUGAGAUGAUUCUAGGAAUUUUAUAGACCGUUCGAGGAUUUUAGAGAUCUUCCGGGAUUUUAUAAACAAUUCAGGGGAUUUUAAACUGCAUUCAGGUAUUUUAGAGACCAUUCGGCUAAUUUAGAGACCUUUCAUGAGCGGUUUCCAUCGUUGUUUGGAACUAAGUAGAAAUAUACCAACAUGGUACUAUGUAUACUAUCAAGGCGAGAUAUAUAAUAUUCUAGUAAGAGAAUGAAAUAAUGCAGAGGGAAAUAAAGAACAGUAGAAUAUAUAGAUUAACUGGCCUGAGCUGGUGUGGCUGAAUCUCACAAGCUCUCAUAAAAAUACGAAGAAUACUUGAUGUAUCUUGGAUUGUACCGUACAUGAGGUAAUGAUAUGUGAAGGUUUUUCCAUUAGGCAAAGAGCCAGACCAGCCCUUUUCAUUCAUAAAACAGUAAAUCAAUCCUAAUUAUAACGUGAUCAAAGCCUCUGCGUAUCAGCUCCUGGUAAAAACUUUGUGAAAAGCUAUAAAAUGUUGCUUUCCUUAAGUAUUUAGAAGAAUUCAUCAUCUCUAUUCUUAGGUUUCACCCUUAUUGCGUUAAAUCCUGAAUGUAAUAUAAUACUUAUUACUGUUAUUUGUUAUAUAUGCAGCACCUCAAGUCUCACCUGGAUAUGAACACUGUCUACCAACUUCAGGACAGAAACAAGAGUCGCAUCACUAUGGUAGAGUGUUAUAUAAAAUUACGUCAUUAUAUAGAUAUUAAGUACUUAUGCAAGAUCUGUAUAGUUUUAAGAGACUCUAAUAUUCCUAGUUCUGGGAACCAA
Molecule: messenger RNA, 2568 nt
Organism: Homarus americanus (American lobster)
Lineage: Eukaryota; Metazoa; Arthropoda; Malacostraca; Decapoda; Nephropidae
Product: ionotropic receptor 93a-like
Exons: 5
Coding region: 30-1061 (343 amino acids)
Cellular component (GO): membrane
Molecular function (GO): ligand-gated monoatomic ion channel activity
Source: RefSeq, a predicted model, not a curated record